AUGCGGAGAGCUCCAGCCACGCCCCUCGCCAACCCGGCAAUUGAAGACACGCCGAUGUUGUCAGCAUUCACCGCGCGGCCCCUGGUCGAGCUCAAGCCGCGCGACAAGUCCCGCAUCGACUCCGUCCUCGCAUAUGGCGACCGCCUUCUCGCCGGCCUCAACAAUGGCAACCUCCGCAUCUACCGCGUUGACGAAGGCCGCACCGAGCUCCUCCGCGAACUGGAGCGUUUCUCCCGCUACAAGAUCGAGCAGCUGGCCUUGAUCAAAGAGGCCAAUGUGCUGGUCUCGCUCGCCGGUGGCUAUGUCUCACUACAUGACGCCCAGUCUUAUGAUCUCAUUGAGCAGCUUUCCCAGACGAAAGGUGCCUCCGCGUUCGCUAUCACGUCCAAUGUCGUCAAUGACCCCGAUACCAACGUCCCGGCGAUCGUUUCUCGAUUGGCUGUCGCAGUCAAGAGGAAAAUAUUCAUGUGGGCGUGGCGGGACAUGGAGCUUGAGCGAGAUACCGUGGAGCUGAGUCUGACUAGCGGUGUCAAGACCCUUACCUGGGUUGCGGCUACGAGGCUAGUUGUUGGGUUGAACUCGAGCUUUGUCAUGGUCAAUGUGGAGAACGGUCAAGUCACCGAUCUUGCGGGGCCUGGGAGUAUCGAGGAGUCAGGUCGAUUUACGGGUGUCGGUGCGGCGAGUAUGAGCUAUAUUGGCAUGGGCGGCAUGGUGCCGCGACCACUUGCUACUCGGCUGCGAGAGGGUCAGAUUCUCCUGGCGAAGGACGUUAAUACAAAUUUCAUCGAUGUUGAUGGUCAGCCGCUGGGAAGGAAGCAGGUUCCCUGGAGUCAUGCUCCUGUUGAGUUGGGAUACUCAUAUCCGUUCCUUUUGGCUUUGCACGAUUCCGCCAAAGGGGUGUUGGAGGUACGCAAUCCAGAGACUUUGUCUUUACUGCAGUCUAUUUCACUGCCCUCGGCGAGCAUCUUGCACAUUCCGCAGCCGAACAUCAGCCUCGCGCACGCUGGCAAGGGCUUCCUGGUAGCCAGCGAUCGUACCAUAUGGCGCAUGGAGGCUUUGAGUUACGAUACCCAAAUUGAUGCACUGGUGGAGCAGGGCUAUUUGGACGAGGCUAUCAGCCUGCUCGGUAUGCUGGAGGAUGCUCUGCUACGAGACAAGGCUGGUCGACUGCGUUCGACCAAGCUAGAGAAAGCCCAGAGCUUGUUUGCUCUGAGCAAGUAUCGUGAUUCUUUGGACCUGUUCACUGAAGUCUCUGCCCCUCCAGAGAGCGUCAUUCGCCUCUACCCACGACUGAUUGCGGGCGAUCUUUCUGCGGUCCCAGAGCCCGAUGUGCCAAAUGGAAAGGCGAACGGUGAUCAAAGUGACGGGUCAUCUGAUGACGCUGCACCUGGCCAGACCUCCACCAACGCACCCUCCGUUAUAUCUUCGUUGCGAAAGCCUGACGAGGGUAGUGAGUCCAGUAGCACCCGGGGUGACGAAAAAGGGUUGAGGAUUGCCGUGCGCGAGCUACAGGGAUAUCUGGCCGAUGUGCGUCGACGGUUCCAGCGCUUCCUCAACCCCGAUGGCUCUCUUAAAGCAACCGCGACUACGGGGGCCAAAGAUGAAGCAAGCGAUUCCGUUCUCAAAUUGUUGGAUUUCCCAUCGUCCGAUGAGUUUUCUGCCCAAAUCCGCGAGAAGGCUCGGAUGGUAGACACCACUCUCUUCCGCGCGCACAUGUUUGCGACUCCAUCGUUGGCCGGUUCCCUCUUCCGCAUUGCCAAUUUCUGUGAUCCAGAAGUGGUGAUGGAAAGGCUAGAGGAAACAGGCAGAUACAAUGAUCUCAUUGAUUUCCUAUAUGGCAAGAAGCUACAUCGGCAAGCCCUCGAGCUCCUCAAACGCUUUGGCCGGACAGACAACGGUCCUCUAAGCGGCCCCACGCGCACAAUUGCCUAUCUCCAAAACCUCCCACCGGAUCAGAUUGAUCUGAUUAUUGAGUUCGGCGAGUGGCCAUUGCGUGCGAAUCACGAGUUAGGCUUGGAGAUCUUCCUCACUGAUACCGAGAAUGCGGAGACACUGCCUCGCCCGAAAGUCCUUACCUUCCUUGAAAGUAUCGAUGCUACUCUUGCCAUCCAGUACCUUGAGCAUGUCAUUCAUGAAUGGAAUGAUUUGACGCCAGACAUACAUCAACGAUUGCUCGUCUUAUAUCUAGAUCAGCUUGUUCUGAACAAAUGGGAAUGGAAAGACAAAUUCCUUACGAUGUUGAAGGAGAGCGAGCAAUACUCACCGGCAAAGAUGCUAGACCGACUUGAUCGAGAAGAUCCAAACUUCUACGAAGCCCGAGCUAUUCUUUUCAGCAAAAUGGGCCAGCACCGGCAAGCACUUGAAAUCUACGUCUUCAAGCUCGAGAAUCACGAAAAAGCUGAAGAAUACUGUAAUCACGUCCACCUUGCCGAAAAGCCCGAAGAAGAGAACACGAUCUACCUCACCCUCCUCUCCCUCUACCUCUCCCCGCCACAUGGAUAUACCCCUCAGAACGAUCCUGCAAUAGAUCUUCUCGCCAAACAUGGCUCCCGACUGCCCGCUGACGCAGCCCUCAAACUGAUCCCAGACCAACAGGCUGUGCAGAAACUGGAGUUCUACUUCAAGGGUCGCAUGCGUGCCGCGAACUCGAGUUUCAACGAAGCGCGCAUUGUUGCCAACCUCCGCAAAGCAAGAGAUAUGCAGAUUCAGGCACAAUUGGCACUUGGCGAUGGCGUCAAGGGUGGUGGCACACGUGCAAGACAUGUCACUGUGACCGAGGAACGCAUUUGUGGAGUUUGUCAUAAACGACUCGGCGGGAGUGUUAUCAACGUUUUCCCUGAGUAUGUCUACCCCGCUUCUGUGAUUGUUCUCGCUGACUUUCUAGUAACACCGUUGUUCAUCUGGGCUGUGCGAAUCGGAGAUCAAGUGCACUUCGGUAGUGUGUGUGCUUUCGUGUUUUUGUUUUCGGUUCGCCUCUUUUCUAUCGUCGUCGACUUUGAUACCCAUAGCAUCUUUAUUCUUCCCCCAGGUCUUGUUCCUCAUGCCUCUUCAACAACCUCUUCGCCGUAG
Molecule: messenger RNA, 3069 nt
Organism: Penicillium olsonii
Lineage: Eukaryota; Fungi; Ascomycota; Eurotiomycetes; Eurotiales; Aspergillaceae
Source: the annotation of a GenBank genome assembly